This is a messenger RNA of Plodia interpunctella (Indianmeal moth), 8711 nucleotides long. RefSeq lists its product as uncharacterized. NCBI's taxonomy places the organism in Eukaryota, Metazoa, Arthropoda, Insecta, Lepidoptera, Pyralidae. Bases 333 to 5885 code for a protein of 1850 amino acids. The transcript has 17 exons. The record is from RefSeq and is a predicted model, not a curated record.
GCACCUGUCUAGGUGGGCGACCAGCGCGCACUGCUGCAGGGCGGCGCGGCGCGGCGGCGGUCGCUGCACGCAUGCGCACUGCCAGCUAUUAAAAAAUGAAUUCCUAGUUCUGGCACUGCGAGCCGCUCUUCCGCCGCCGCGCGUCGCUUGCUAUUUUCGCGCGGUGAAGUCCGAAGACCGCGCCCGGAGUUGUGUGAUUCUGAGCCGGGGUGUGGUUUUGUGAGUGCAGUGAGGAUCGCAUGUAGCCCGCGGCAUGCGGCCAGCGGCGGGCUGGUAGCGGCCGGCAUGGCGCGCCGCGCACCCCGCGCCCGCGCCCGCCCCCCUCGCACACCAUGAGUGACCUGCAGGCCACCUUCGAGUUCUCCGUGGAACUGUACAAGUUCUACAAUGUCGACCUCUUCCAGAGAGGAAUGUACCAAGUGCGCGUGGGCCUCCGCGUCUCCCCCAAGGUCCCAGUCCACAUCGAGGCGUCAGUCUCCAGCGGCAAUGGCGCAGCUAGGACCGGAAGACCCACCACCAAUGCCUCUCUCAUCGGAGGCCUGGCUGCGUCCAGAGCCUUCCAGAUCAUGUACAGGAAUGAAGAGGUCACGCUGAGGGACAUUGUGCAUUUUAGAGCUCAUUUAUUAGUGGACAGCCGAAACCUAAAAGAAUCAUUGGAACGAGCAGAAUGGAGCCUAGGCGUGGAGUUGUGGUGCAGCGAGGGCGCCCAGUCUAGCACACUAGCGCCAGUCUCAUGCCGUGUCCUAAAACUGCACUUCCAACCGGCCCAGGGCUUGCACUACCAUCUCCCAGUGUUAUUUGACUACUUCCAUCUGUCAUCUGUGUCCAUCACCAUCCACGCCAGCCUUGUUGCUCUGCAUCAGCCUUACAUCAAGAAAAGUAUCAUGCACUAUGUGCAAAGUUGCACGCCCCGUUCAAGCAAGCAAUGGGGCAAGCUGAUGAAGAGCGCUGGCUCCAACUUCAACACGUCAGGCAGCUUCGAGAAUGUUCUCUUUGGCUCUGCGGGAAAGUGCGCUGGCUCCAACUCCAGCAAAAUCGCUCAUGCCAGGCAAGUUCAUGCAGAAGUGUGCGGUAUCCUGCUAGGUUCUCUGGAGGGCCUGCAGAGCGCGCUAGCUGUGUGCGGAUCCACUGGAGUACUCCUGACUCCUGAGGAGUCUACUACUAACAGCGUGGUUGGCGAAGUGGCCCAGAGGAUCAAAGAUCUUAGUGAUAUUGGCAAGAAAUCCGAAGCCGGCGAAGAAGAAGAAUGGGCGGCUGGAGCGGCGCACGACAUAGCGCGGCUCUGCGCCGAGGUGACGUUGCGCUGGCGUGCCUUCCUACACCACACGUCUGAUAGGCCCCAUGUCCACCACGCAUUAGCGGCUAGACAUCAUGCGCUGAGAAUCAAGCGCUUCUCGGAAUGUUUCUUCGUGCUGGACAACCCUCGGCACUCGCUAGCCGGCUGCUACGACAGCAACUACCAAUCAUACCAGAGUGUGGGAGACGCUGCAAGGAGGUCCCGCUACCUGGCCUUGCUGCCGCCGCUGCCGGUCCACUGCAUAGCGCUGGACGGCGACCCGCAUAUCAUGCCGAUCAUAUUCGAAGAUAGGUAUCAAGACACAGCAGAAUUCGCAAGACGGCGCUCAUUCCUGAAUUCUGGUGCCAAUAAGUCUGGUAGUGAUCCAUUCCUAUGUACCGAGCCCCUUGGAGAAGAUUGUGCCUGUACCAUUAGUUCAAUUUUGGAUUCAAGAAGACCAUCCUCUGAAGCUUCUAGAGUCACCCUCACACUCCCAAAAACUAUCCUAGAUGUCCUUGAACCACAAUUCAACGCGCCAAAGUCAAAUAGUAAUGUAGUUCAAGCUACGUUGACUCUCGCUCCUCAAAAAUCAGCGCGAGGGUCUCCAAAGAGGGCUUUAGUUAAACAAAACGUAGUUGAACUGACUAAGGCUCAUAAUAAGCAACUUGAAUUGACUGGAAGGAAUAGGUAUAUUGUACAAAAUAAUCAAAUCAGCGAAAUUCAACUACCACCAAAUAGCGCAUUUGCUUCUUGUUCCAUUCAACAAGGUCAACAGAUGUCUCGAUACUCCGCUUCUACAUUGUUAGAUAUUAAUACAACUAAGAGCAGUACUAAUAUCUCUCACAUGGGUAUGGAACAUGCGGAUCCAAAUGAAGUAUUUCGACAGAAACAUGAAAUCAGCAGCGGAGUUAGCACAUUACCUGCCAGACAUAGUAAAUCUUUAGACCAAUUAAGAGUUUCGCAGAUGACACCUCUCAAUAAUCCACAAACUUUGGCUAAAAAUGUAAGAAGCGGCUCCAAUCAAUCUGUAAAUUAUUCUAAACAUUAUCCUCCACAUAAUUCAGCCAAACCAACCACAUUGCCUAGGAGUGUUACUACCACAGCGUAUCCCACCAAUACCACAGUACGAUGUACAUCUAAGGGUGAUGAUUAUAGAAGAAAUAUAAAUGAAUUUAGAGAAAAAUACAAAAAUCCCUGUAAUGUAAUUAAUCCUCAUGGAAUGAAUAAUGAAGUAUUUCACAAUGUAGGUUAUAAGUAUGACGGCAUGAUACAAGCAAAUCCUAACCAAGUCUAUGGUUAUAUCGGUAAUCAGGGUACAAUACAAUCAAAUAAUAUAAUUCGUAAUCCAUUAGAAUUUCAAAGAGGCUAUAGAGUAAAUUUACCCCGUCCUAUGUUGCCUCCACGUAAUUCUUACCCACCAGUCAGUGGGAAAAAUCAAGUGACUGAUCAAAGUAACUUAGUUUCUAAUAAACACGUUCAUAGAUCAAACUCUACUCACGUGUUUCAUCAAAAUGUAGAAAAUCAACAGCAUAUAGAUAUUGAAGCAGCCCGUAAUCAACUUCGACAUGAACUUAACUAUUACCUUCAGAAAGGAGAUUGGAGCUAUGAUUUUAACACAGGUAGUUUGAUACAGAACUAUCAAAAAAAAUCUAGUAAAAGCAGUGACGACAGUGGAUUUGUGAUGACUUUAGAUAGGAGCAGUGAUGGAACUUCAAAAUCAACUUAUUCAAAAACUCCUCCGUCGACACCACAUUCUACGAUGCCAUCAAUAAGACACAAGAAAAGUAGGUCUAAAGAGUCUAAAUUAAAUAAUAGCGGAAAAGAAAGUACCAAAAUUAAUUCCAGCCGAGACUCAUUGAGUAGUCGCCAUUCUAUUCGGUCUAAAGACAGUCAAUCGGAUCGACACACUUCAAAAUCUGAACGAAGCACUCCUAAAUCGGAGAGAGCAACACCAAGAUCUGGAAAAACUACACCGAAAUCGGGUGGAAUAACGCCAAAAUCUGGUUUGGCAACUCCUAAAUCUGGUCGAGCUACUCCAAAGUCUGGUUUAGCUACACCAAAGAGUGGAAGAUCUAGCGGCAAGCCUGAAAAACGAACCAAACAUAAAGCUUCAGAAAAAAUGACCCAAUUAAUGUCUGAAGCUGCGUCUUCCUCGAGUAAUGAAAGUAUACCGUUUGAACUUAAAAGGCUUGAAUCAUCAGCUAGUGUACCUUAUAGCCUGGACCAUGGACCAGAGUUAUUAAGACAUUGUAGAAGUGCUGCUUCUGUUUUAGACGAACCAAAUCUAAGCAAUACCUUUGGUUCAGAAUCGUUGCCAAACUUAGCACCACCUCCAGCAUUUGAAUCUCCGCCUCUUGAUAUUGCUGAUAAAGAUUUUAAAAUACUUCCACCAGAAAGUUUCCUUAAUAAAGAAGAAAAGAGAAGUAGGUGUAGUUCUACCUCAAGCAUGAGUGAACAAAGUGGUUGGGUAUCAAGUGGGAGAAGUUCAGGCCCAUCCACGCCUGAUAAUGGCAGUUGUCAAUUAAAUCAAAAUUUUCUUCCUAUUAAUUCAACAACAUCUAAAGUUUCUAAUAAAAUAUAUGAAGAUGAAUCAAACACAAGAAAAAAUGACGGUGAGACUAUCAGUGACUUCAAAAGAACAGUUCUCAAUGGUGAACAGUUAAGAGAGCGCUUGUUAAAAUUAGCUGUAAAAGUAUCUCAAAAUAAUUCUAAUGAGAAAAUUGAAUGUUGUGAUAAGGAAGUUUGUGAGGAAUGCACGAUUUGUAGUGAUUCAAUAUGCACAGAUAGCCAGUGUGAAUAUAACAAAUUAAUGCAUAGCAACGGAAUAGAUGCUGGAUGCAAUUCAGACACUUGUUCUGCCAGCUGCUAUCAAAAAUGUUCUGAAGCAAAUACUGCAAAAUUAAAUCAAAGGCAUAAUUCUUUUAGUGCUGUCCAAGGAAAGGCUUGUUUGACCCCAAAAAAUUCUAGUGAGGGUUCAGUAAAAAAAUCACAAACAGUAGGUGAUAAUCUACACCCAUACAUACGCAAGGAGAUGGCUGGAAAAGCAGCUGCACAACAAGUACCUGUAAAUUCUAGUUCUCUAGAUAAAACAAAAUUAAAGGACAGGAUCCAAUACACAGAAAAAUUAAUAGCAGCAGAAAUCCGUAGUCUGACAGUGGAAAGACCCUGCAAAACCCAUCCUAAAACAGCUGCCCCGGGACCAGUAUCAGCUAUACAGAAGUACCAUGGCAAAGCUAAUUCUGAAAUUGAUUUGGCACAUUUCGUAGGGAAUAAUGAUUAUGAGCAUUUACCUCCUCCACAACAAUUUAGAGAUGCUCCACCGCCACCAGACGAAUUUAAGGAUCCUCCUUCAAAAUCACCUAAAUUAAGUCGUCAGAGCAGCAAAUCGUCUAAAUCAUCUACACCUUCAAAAAAGUCACAAAAACAAGAGACUCAACCUUCAACCUUGCAAUUGGAUAAUCCAUUGUAUCAUGUUUGUGAAGGUAUAAUGGAAAGGAGGAAACUGAGGCCUCACCAGUCCGUAAACUCUAUGGGAGGCCCAGCUGGAGGCACAUUGAAUAAAAGUCAAAGCACAGGAGAACUCGCGAACAGAAGUGAAAAUGGACAUGAACCAAGGGAGAGUAAUCUUGUCAGUAUCUUCGGAUUGGCUGAAUCUGAACGGCUGUUUGUGAAAUGCAGAGAGGAGUUCCGACAAAGCGUCAAGUAUCCUGGAGCUAUUUACUCAGACUUCCCACCUGUGGAAAGUUCCUUACCAUACUUCCAUAUUAGCGAUGAAUACAGAAUGUUUAAUCCCGAAGGUUUACAUCUCAUCAUUUGUGUCCAUGGCCUGGACGGGAACGCGGCAGAUCUUCGGCUUGUCAAGACGUACUUGGAAUUAGGGCUGCCCGGCGCCCGGCUGGACUUCCUAAUGUCCGAGAGAAACCAGGGCGAUACCUUCUCCGAUUUCGACACCAUGACUGAUCGGCUAGUCCAAGAGAUCUUAACCCACAUUCAGAACUCCAGUGAGCCAGCCAGGAUCAGCUUCGUGGGUCAUUCCCUGGGAACCAUCAUCAUCAGGUCGGCGCUAGCCCGACCUCAAAUGAAGCCGUUUUUGGGGAAACUGCACACGUUUUUGUCGCUGAGUGGCCCUCAUCUUGGAACAUUGUAUAAUUCAAGUGGGCUAGUCAAUGCUGGAAUGUGGUUCAUGCAAAAGUGGAAAAAAUCUGGCUCUCUCCUGCAACUAUCACUUCGCGACGCCUCCGACCCACGGCGCUCGUUCCUCUACCGGCUCAGCGAGAGGAGCCAGCUUCACCAGUUCAAGCACAUCUUGCUGUGUGGCUCUGGUCAGGACAGAUACGUGCCGCUGCAUUCAGCGAGGCUUGAGCUGUGCAAAGCUGCUGCGAAAGAUACGUCGCUACUGGGACAGGCUUAUAGGGAAAUGGUACACAACAUGGUGUCCCCGCUGGCAGCGCGCGCCUCCACAGUCUCCGUGGUCCGCUACGACGUCCAACACGCGCUGCCGCACACUGCCAGCGCUCUAGUCGGCCGCGCCGCCCACAUUGCAGCCCUUGACUCCGAUCUCUUCAUUGAGAAAUUCCUCCUUGUCUCUGCUCUUAAAUAUUUCAGAUAAACUUAAAUUUAGAUCCCUUACUUUAUAAACUGCAGCUUCUUCAGGAUUUCAUAAACAGAGAUGGGUUUACGGUCUAAAUUUUCUCAGUCUAUUCCCAAAAUGAUAUAAGAAAUAUUUUUGAGACCAAAAUCGGGAAAAUUUUAGGCGUAAACAUCUCUGCUCGCUUUAUAUAAAAGGAAUUUCGUACAAAUGGAAUUAAAAAAAUAAUGGAAUCUGAUCAUAACUACCUAAUAGAUUUAGAUAUGUACAAUAAGUACUACUUUUAACUAAUGCUUGACGAUUUAUUUUCUUUUCAAUAUACUGGAGUAUACCCUACCAUAGUAACAAUACCUAAAAAUGGCCGAUUUGAAGACUUAAUAUGAAAUUAGUCGCAUUUUUUACGUUUUGCAUUUAUUUUAUCAGAUGGUCGUCGCAAUUAUAAAGUAGUUUCCUUUUUCUUUAAGUAUACUCAUUAAUAGGGAAUUUUACUGCAAUGUUAUCACGCAGCACGAGAAAGGUACCCAAACUAAAAAUUUUUUUGUGGGUUAUGGCUCCAUAGUUAUUAACAGCAUAUUUCGAAAAUGACACAAAAUAGAAAAUUUAAUUACAAAGUGCAAAUGUGCCCAUAACGCUGGCGGCAUUCCCUCGCUGUAUUGCGAGAGAAAAUCGUUGACACAAAAUCACGAUAUGAGAAUGAGAUCUGCCAUAAAUUCAGAAAGUGCCCCGAGAUCUACUCCUUCCUUAGUAGUUUUUUUACAGAAUUACUGAAACACGGUAGGUUUACUAAGUGCUAUGCACUUCGGUCGGUUAACCAUUUUUUGAAUUGAAUCUGAAUCAUAAGCCUACAACUACAGGUUUACAUAAUAUUACUACCCACUUUUGACUUUUUUAAAUCUUAACACCACAACAAAAUGUAGAAUUCUUUCGAAAAAAAUAAUUGCAUCGACACACUAUUUCGCUCUAUUUCUUCUAUACCUAAAUAUUUUUUUUUAUCUCCAAUGAAAAUUCGAACAUAGGUCUUUGAAGUGGUGCGAUGAUAAAUCGUAAAAAGUGUGAUAAUUCGACUAGUAUCCUAACUUGUAGUUAACUUUGUUGACAUGAACGAAGCAACAAUUUUAAUUAAGUAGUUUUAAGACGGAUCUUUACACCAAUUAAAUAAGACUUAGCGACUUUAGAUCAUUAGGUAGAUGUUAUUUGUACUUAUUGUCUACAAAAUGUCGUAAUCUUUAUCUAUGUAAUAUUUCUAUUCCUUUUUCUGUCUACUUUUUGUUCAUUUUCAUUAUUUUAGUACUUGUCUUAACCCUAGUUUAAACCUGUUGACCGCUUAAAAUACUUAUUUAAUAUUUUCCUAAUUUGGGCGUUAAUCCAUUUCUGGUACCUAUCUACUUACUCUACUCGUACGUUACGGUACUAUUUUCAAUUUUCAGUUAACCUUAAUAAAUUUAAAAAAGCAAUCGAAGAACGAUUGCUUUUUUAAAUGUAAACAAUGUUGUCAUAUGACUAUUUUAUUUGCCUUAACCCAUUGAUUUACCGCAAACACAAUACAACAAAAAUAUACCAGUUUUAUGAACAGAUAGAUGUGAUUUUUCUACAUCGGCGUGUGUACUUCGUUACUGCAUUUUCUUGCAGUUAAAAUUUGUAACAGCAUUUGUAAAUUAUAUAUAAGUACAUACCUACAUGCACGAAUAAUAAAAUAAAAGAUCGAGGCCUGCAUUUAGUCGAUCAAAACCUCAACCGAAUAUAUCUACUUAGUGCAUUUUACCUACUUAAUAAAUUGUAAUUAAAAUGGAAUAACCUAUUUUAAGGCCUACAUAAAAAUACAACAAAAAUUAAAGACUAUUGUACAGUCAACCACACAUGAAAUUACCCUGACGGACGAACUUCUGUGCUGUAGCAGCGGCGAAUUACAAUUAAUUUGAAAAGGUUGAUGUGCAGUCGACUGUACUAAGUUAAGGUUUUGAAAGACCCAUCGGACUGACACACGGCCAUAGCCUUAAAUAUUAUAAUGGUUAUAGAAACUAAAAAUUGUAAAUUUUAUCGAAUGUUAGACUGAUCUUUAAAAAUAUAAUGAUCACUAAGGGUUAUUUCUUGAUAAGUUUCGUAGAGAAUCUUUUCUUAUGAGUGAACUUUAUUUAAUUGUAAUCUUUCUCUGUCCACGUCGCUAUUUUAAUCUGUACUUCUGUAGGUAACGUUUUAUACAGGGGCUUCUAUCUUAUUUGUAUAGAUUCUUAUUCAUAUACCUAAGGUUAUUAUUGUAGGUAUUGUCUACACGGCCGUUUCGCAUACAUAAAGUGGUUGCGUAUAUAACCCAAAAUCUCUCUAAAAAAAGUUUGUUAAGAAAAAAACUAAAUAAGUAACUGUUUCAAAUAUUAUUAUUAAAAUUUAAUUAUUUACCUACUUCCAAAAAUAAUCAUCUUUGGAAGUCAAUAAUGUUAUAAAGCAUUGAAGUGACAUGACAGACAAAUAAUUUUAUGAAUUUUGCAGGGAUUUUGAAUUGUAAUUUUUGUUUUGUUUAAAUAUUUUUGACUAGAUUUAGGGUACCUAUUAUACAUACUAUACGUGACCACGUUUUUCGAGAAAACAAGCAGGCAUAGGUAGUACAUACAAUGCUCUUAUUUCUUUAUAAUGUAGCACUCACUCAUUACUGGGAUAGAAGAUAGAACUAGUGAUACCUCAAUAUUGCUCACGGGCGAGCGUAAGAAAAGGAAUAAAUAAUAAAUUAUUUAGGCGUGUAAUAAAGAUGGGAAAGAAUUUUGUAAAUAUAGAAAUGGAUUUUAUUUGUAAAUCAUAUGUUUAAUGGCAAUGUGUCGAUGUUAUACACUUAUCGUAAUAAAUAAAUAAAGCCUG